Gopherus evgoodei (Goodes thornscrub tortoise) is the source of this 1601-nucleotide messenger RNA. It is a transcript of the gene KCTD14, whose product is annotated as potassium channel tetramerization domain containing 14. NCBI's taxonomy places the organism in Eukaryota, Metazoa, Chordata, Testudines, Testudinidae. The transcript is spliced from 2 exons. The record is from RefSeq and is a predicted model, not a curated record. Gene Ontology annotation, biological process: protein homooligomerization. Gene Ontology annotation, molecular function: protein binding. Bases 278 to 1009 code for a protein of 243 amino acids.
UCACACCUGUAAGCUUUGGCACAGGAGCACCUGAGCAAACUUGCGCCUUUAGGACAGUGGCUGGACUGGAGUUACAUACAGAAGCCGAGAACAGACCUGAGCCACUGCACAGAAGCUGAGGGAGAAUUAGAGAGGGGAGUCUGGAGCUAUCUUUUACCCCUUGGCAGAAGCCGGGAGAGAGUCAGAGAGAAGUCCAUGAUCUGAGUGCCAAGCAGCAAGUUCCUCUUGUAUCUCUGAGCCUCCCGCUCCCUUCCUUUGCCCUGCAGGCCUGGGGGAGAUGAGCAGUUCAUCAGAGCACCGAUCCCUUGGGAAACAAGUCACGAGCAGUCUACAAACGCUGUCACCGAUCGUGGAGUUAAACAUUGGCGGGGAGGUGUACACAACAACGCUAAGCACCCUGAAGAAACACCCUGGCUCCAAGCUGGCAGACAUGUUUACUGGCCAGCCCAAGCUCAGGACUGACUCAGAGGGGAGGUUCUUCAUUGACAGGCCAGGCACUUAUUUUAAGUACAUCUUGGAAUACCUCCGCAGUAACCAGGUGCCCACCCAGUGCAUCCAGGACGUGUAUAAAGAGGCAGUGUUCUAUGACAUUGAGCCUCUGGUCAAGCAGCUGGAGGACUCCCCUCAGAUUUUUGGGGAGGUUGUGGCAAGGAAGCAGUUUCUGGCCCGUGUGCCCUACUACAGUGAGAACAUUGAGCUGAUGAUUCGCAUCGCCCGGGCGGAGGCAGUAGCAUCCCGUCACUCCAGCGUCACAGUGUGUGUGGUCAGGACCGAGGAGGAUGCAGCCAAGUGUCACAACGCCCUGAACAGCUUGGACAUGGAUAAGAAAUCGGUGGUGAAGUUCGGCCCCUGGAAGGCGACGCCGAGCAUUUCUGACCUUUUGGAUUGCAUUAAAAUGGACAUUGAAGCCAAAGGAUACAAGAUUUCCUUCCAGCCCCACGUCACAGAGAAAGGCUUUCGGUUCAAAUCCUACGACUUCUUCUACAAAUUUCUGUUCACCUGGUGGUAGCAAAAGGGAACUCUUAGCAGUGAUUUUUAAACGGCUAUUAAAAUAAAUAGACUUCUGUUGUUUUAAUACAGAGAAUCUCUCAACGAUCAGAUUCUGGGAUCUGGCCAAACUGCACACCUCACAAGUUGAGAUGUGUGCACAAUGGGGGUGUUAAGCCUCCCCACCCUCAUGCUAUUCCAAAACUGAGUCAAUCGUAUACAGGCCUGGUCUUCCAGUGUAAGUCAGAGCAGUCUUAGACUGAUUGCUAACUGCCCUGAGGGGCAGAAACCACAGUUGGGACCAGAGUAAUAUAGAGUGCCCUGGCCUCAUCCUCUUUACUCUGAUCUCAUUCUGUGCAAGCAGCCAGGGCUGGGAGUAGUGUUGCCUCUGCACCAGCUCUGGGGCAAUCAUCCUGGGAUUGAAUUAACCAGAUUUACAGCCAGAAACAAUGGUUAGCGUAGUACAAAGUAGCCUUAUUGGAGGAUCUGGAACAGAAUUUUUACUGUUGCUACACAUAUACAAUAAUAGGCAGAAAGAACUUGGCUUGGAUUCCAGAUCCUUGGUCGUGUUUGCAGUACUGGGGGCAAAUCAUCUUUGUAAAGCAGUAAAUCAG